Quercus lobata is the source of this 1600-nucleotide messenger RNA. Its product is annotated as metal tolerance protein 10-like. The coding region runs from base 4 to 1545 and encodes 513 amino acids. Gene Ontology annotation, cellular component: membrane. Lineage: Eukaryota; Viridiplantae; Streptophyta; Magnoliopsida; Fagales; Fagaceae. Gene Ontology annotation, biological process: monoatomic cation transport; transmembrane transport. Gene Ontology annotation, molecular function: monoatomic cation transmembrane transporter activity. The transcript has 7 exons. The record is from RefSeq and is a predicted model, not a curated record.
AAAAUGGACAUGUCGUUGUCCAUGUCAAGGAGGAGAGAGAGAGAGGCUAACUUUGAGAGCAAAGCGAAGCCUCUUUUGCCACCAGACGUGAAAGGCGCGGUGGAGGAAAACAUUGACAGCAAAAUGAAGCCUCUAUUAUCACUAGAAGUGGAGAAACAGGACAUGUCUUCUAAUACAUGGAGGACAAAUCUGCAAGAGUUCCCUGCAUUUCCUGAAAGAAGGGAUGGUGAACAUAUCUCCUUCACUCUGCGCCAUCCUCUUCGUACCCCAAACGUGAAAGGCAUAGUGGAGGCAGACAUUGAGAGCAAAACAGAGCCUCUUUUGCCUCAAGACAUGAAGGAGGGCAUUGUGGAGGCAGACAUUGAGAGCAAAAUGGAGCCUCUUUUGCCAACAGACGUGAGAAGCAUAAUGGUGGAGGCAAACAUUGAAAGCAAAACAGAGCCUCUUCUGUCAUCAGCCGUGGAGAAGGAGGACAUGUCAUGGAGGAUAAAUCUGGAAGGGUUCCCUAAAUUGCCUGAAAGAAGGGAUGCUGAACAUGGCUCCUUCAUUCUACGCUUUCUUCGUACCCCAAGGAAACAACGCAAGGUCAAUGAUUACUACAAGAAACAAAAAAGGCUACUUGAAGGGUUUACUGAGAUGGAGACCAUAAUUGAAAGAGGUUGUCCUCCUGGAAAUCUGACAGAGGAUGAGAUGAAGCAGUUGGCGAAGAGUGUGAGGAUGGCUAUCUAUGUAACAAACAUAGCUAACAUCGUGCUCUUUGCAGCAAAGGUUUUUGCUUCUAUUGAGAGCAAAUCAUUGGCGGUUAUUGCCUCAAUCUUGGCUCCACUCUUUGAUCUCUUGUCGGGAUUUAUAUUGUGGUUUACAUCUCAUGCUAUGCAAAACCCAAACCAGCAUCGGUAUCCAAUUGGAAAGAAACGGAUGCAGCCAGUGGGAAUCAUUAUUUUUGGAUCUUUCGGAUUACAAGUACUGUUUCAGGCAGCUCAACAAUUCAUUACAAAGUCUGUGCCUGAAAAGGAUCCUCAGAAGGAGAAAUGGAUAAUAGGAAUAAUGACAUCUGUAACUUUGGUGAAGUUUAUGCUCGUGGUCUAUUGUCGAAGGAUUCAAGAUAAAAUUGUUAGAACCUAUGCUGAACAGCAUUUUUCUGAUGUUAAAACCAAUUUGAUCAGUUUGGCAGCAGUUGUCCUGGCCAGUCGAUACUAUUGGUGGAUUGAUCCUACUGGAGCUAUUAUAAUACUAUUAUAUACAAUGAAUACAUGGGAGAAGACGUUCUUUGAGAAUUUAUAUGCACUAAUUGGAAGGACAGCACCACCUGAAUUUUUGGCAAAGCUAAAUUUUCUGUUGUUGAACCACCAUGAAGAUAUCAAGCAGCUUAAAUCAGUAAAAGCAUUCAAAUCUAGUUCUGAUCAAUAUUCUGUGGAGGUUGACAUAGUUUUGCCAGAACACAUGGUUCUGAGCAAAGCGCAUGAUAUUGGUAAGACGCUGGAAGAAAGGCUGAAGCAACUCCUCCCUGAAGUUGAGAGAGCUUCUGUGCAUUUGAGUUGCUGAUUUAGUUAAGAUGUGAUGCAAUAUUUUUGUAAUUAGUCGCAAACCCGCUCAUUGC